AUGCCCUCACUCGACCCGACCGCCCCAGGCCGCGUCCUAGUAACCGGCGGAAACGGCUUCAUCGGUGCCCACGUGAUAGCGCACCUCCUUCGCAGCACCCCCCAUCACAUCAUCGCCACGGUCCGCACGUCCGAAAAGGCCACCGCCCUGCUACAAACCCACGGCGGCGCCAACAACCCGCGCCUCACCACCGCCGUCGUGCCCGACAUCACGCAGCCGACCGCCUACGACGCCGCCGCGCGGGGUUGCGACGCCAUCGUCCACCUGGCCUCGCCCUUCGGCUACGCCUACACGGACUACGAGUCACAACUCCUGCAGCCCUCCAUCGCGGGCACGCGUGCUAUACUAAACGCCGCGAACAGGACCCCCAGCGUGCGGCGCGUGGUGUACUGCAGCAGCUUCGCGAGCGUGUACGACGCGGCUGACGUGGCGCCGUCGCGGACUUACACCGAGGCUGAUUGGAGUCCGUUGACGUACGAGGACGGCAAGACCGCGGUGGCGACGCCCGUGGCGUACCGCGCGAGCAAGGUGCUGUCGGAGCGCGAGGCGUGGCGCCUUUGUAAGGAACAGGCGCAGGGGGGAAGAUGGGACCUGGUCGCGCUGUGUCCGGGCAUGGUGUUUGGGCCGCUGGUGGAGGGCACGCUGGGGAGUGUCACGGCGCUGAAUACGAGUAAUUCGAUGGUUUGGGGACUGUUGGAUAAGGCGGAGGUGCCGCCGACGCGGGCUACUUUGUGGACAUCGGUCGUCGCCCUGGCAGAAGCCCAUGUUUCUGCGCUUGGCGCUCCCGAAGCUGGGAACGAGCGGUUCUUGCUCCUUAGUGGUGACUACGACAACCAGGAGCUGGUUGACACUAUCAGGGGCUCGACGGCUUUGGAUCAGACUGUCAAGGAUCGCGUACCUGUCGGGAAUCCGGGAGAGCGGCCUAAGGUGGAGACCUACAAGGCGGAUGGUAGCAAGGCGGCGAAAUAUCUCAAGUUUUCAACGCCGAGUCUAGAGGAAACAGUAGAAGGCUUGCUGAAGCAGGUGCUCGGGGUAGAGCAAGAGGAGAAGAUGAAAAGUACUUGA
Anthostomella pinea is the source of this 1065-nucleotide messenger RNA. The record is from the annotation of a GenBank genome assembly. NCBI's taxonomy places the organism in Eukaryota, Fungi, Ascomycota, Sordariomycetes, Xylariales, Xylariaceae.